This is a messenger RNA of Heterobilharzia americana, 2250 nucleotides long. The record is from the annotation of a GenBank genome assembly. NCBI's taxonomy places the organism in Eukaryota, Metazoa, Platyhelminthes, Trematoda, Strigeidida, Schistosomatidae.
AUGCUGGCACAUGCACAGUUUCAUGUUUUCGAUCUGAAGCUUAGUUCCUAUGAUUUGAAUAGCCUUCAUAAACAACUGCUGAUAGGUCUGGGAGCUCAGAUUUCUAUUAUUCAUUUCCUCUUGUGUGCUCCUUAUGAGGCCUUAGAGCUUCUCCAGGUACCAAAUUCUAACGUCCCCUUAAUUGGUGAAAACGGACAUCUGCGUUCAAGAUCAACAUCUCAGCAUUUUCAAGGCGAUCGUACUGGAAUUAGCUGUCGGGGACCAGGAAUAUCAGCUUCAAGUGUGGAUACAAUAUCUGACUCAUUGAGUUUGGCAACAACCGCAACGGAAGGAACAAUUGGAGAGGUGUGGGAAAGAAAACAGUAUUCCGCCAUGCCCUUAGGAUGUGCUGUGAUUAGAAACCGGCCACCUUCAUUUUUAAAUCUCUCAAGUCGUGGUCAAGAACAGUCUUCAGAAAAAGAUCUCUACGAGUUCCUGAGAGAUGCGGAAUUGGAACAUUAUUAUUCUGUACUUACACGCCAUUUAAAAAUUCGUUCAGUUCAGCAAAUCAAGUAUGUUGAAGAUUCUGAUCUUGCAGAACUGGGAUUCAGUCGGCCAGAACAACGACGUUUACGUAAACAUUUCAAACGUGAAUGCCCACAAACUGCAAUGGGAAAGCUACGAAAGCGGUUGGCUCGUUCAACUAGCGGUCGAUGUUCAUCACUACGAUUUAAAGACACAUUAGAUGGCUUAUCUUCGCGUAACUUGAAUGUUUUAUCCAUUUCGCUUGACAGCACACCAACAUCUGAAGAUGGUGAUUCGAAACGACGUACUCUACUAUUUACGCAAGGUUCUAAGUCGGAUGACCUCAGUAAAUGUUUGGAAGAUGAUUUAGGCAAUUUAACUGUCGAUGGGAAUAAAAAUUACCGAGUUAUUCGAUCAAGUGAACUUGAAAUAGGCAGUAGUCUUGGAGAAGGAGAGUUUGGAAAAGUUUUUCAGGGUGUUUGGCAUACAGACUCAAGACGUGUUAAGAUGGGUGAUGAAACUUGCGAUUUCCUGAAUGAAAUAGCAAUGAUGCAUCGACUAGAUCAUCCAGAUAUUGUACGCCUUCUUGGAGUAUGUGUUGAAAUCAAUACAAUUAAAAUUGUUACUGAACUUGCACCACUUCGUUCACUGUUGGAAUGUCUUCGCGAAUCUGAACUACGGUCAAGUUUUUCUGUCCCUAUAUUGCAUAAAUUUUCACUACAAAUUGCGCGUGGAAUGAGUUAUUUAGAAGAAUGUGGUCUUGUACAUCGUGAUUUAGCUGCUAGAAAUGUCUUAGUCUUUUCAAAAGAUGUUGUGAAAAUUAGUGAUUUUGGAAUGAGUCGUGCACUACAACUCGGUAAAUCGUAUUACCAAUCGAAUUUCAAUGUCAAUCUGAAACUGCCUAUUGCAUGGUGUGCACCAGAGUGUAUACAUGAUUUAUUAUUCACUACAGCUUCAGAUAUGUGGGCGUAUGGGAUUACACUGUGGGAAAUAUUCACUUAUGGUUUUACACCAUGGGCUGGUUUGGCUGGUCGACAAGUAUUGGAGAUGAUCGAUGCUCCGCGUUUCCGUCGAUUGGAUCAGCCAGAUGCAUGUCCAGAUCCAAUCUAUGAUGCUGUGAUGAGAGCGUGUUGGGCGCAUGAACCGAAGGCUAGGCCAACAUUUGCUCAACUGCUUGGUAUGCUUCCACGUCUCAGUCCUGAAGUUUGGGUAACAGCAAGUGAAUAUCGUCCAGAUUCAGACCUUAAUGUGGACACAAUUAGUACAACUGAAGAAUUUCCUUAUAAUCCUGGAUUUCGCCCACAUGGAACGCGAUCAUUAGGUCGACCAUUGUUCAUCAGAGCCAAUGAAACAGUUUGUGUACUUGGUAAAAGGAGUAGUACAACAUGGAAGGUGGUAAAUUUACGUACUGGUCUUGUCGGUUGUAUUCCGUGCAGCAUUUUAAAGCCGUAUACAGGAGCGAAUGAUUCUUCAUCUCGUGAUCAAACAUUAAUAACAAGCCACAAUAACAGUACUAAUAAUGGCAGUGGUAAUGCUAGUGGAAAUUCGAAUAAUAUGGGACUGGUAGCAAGAACUCGUUUACGUAUGAGUCGAAGAGCAUCAUUAACAGACUUGGCUAUACGUAAAACCGUGUCCCGACUCAACAAACUUGGUACAAUCAUUCCUACUGAUAGUGUAAACAGUAAUAGUAGUAUUAUUAGUGGUAGUGCAAUACGUUCACGUGGAAAAAUUACAGCUGAUCAAUAA